AUGCCGUGUUGCCACCCUGAACCGGUCAGCACCACUCCUGGAGGGGCUCUCCUGCAGCAGCUCCUGCCCACAUUAAUGAUUACCAGUAAAGGGGGGAGGGGGGGCUUUGGGAAGGGGCUCCAGGCCACAACGGCUCCUCUCUCCUUCCUCCUAGGGAACCGGGUGGUUGAGAUGGGUGCCCACUGGAUCCACGGGCCCUCCCAGGAGAACCCCAUCUUCCGCUUGGCGGGGGAGUACGGGCUGCUGGAGGAGAGCGCCAUGACCGAGGAGAGCCAGCAGGUGGAGAUCGGGGGGCACCUGGUGCUGCCGUCGGUCUGCUACUCCAGCCGGGGCCGGGUGGUCAGCCCGGACCUCCUGAACUCCACGGAAGCCCUCUUCUUCAGCCUCUUGGAAGAGGCGCGUGGAUUCCUGCGUGCGGCAGAGGUGCCGGUGCCCAGCGUGGGCGAGUACCUCAAGGAGGCGAUCGCUCGGCAGGCGAAGGACUGGCCGGAGGACGAGCAGGCGACUCGCCUGAAGCUAGCCGUCCUCCGCAUGUACCUGAAGCUGGAGUGCUGUGUGAGUGGGACGCAUAGCAUGGACUUGGUGGCGCUGGGCCCUUAUGGGGAGUACGUCACGCUCCCCGGCCUGGACUGCACCUUCCCCAAUGGCUACGCCGGCCUCACAGACCGCAUAAAGGCCUCUCUGCCCGAAGACGCCGUGCUGUUCAAUAAGGUGGUGACCAAGAUUCGUUGGGGGGGCUCCUACGUGGAGGCCGUCACGGGCCGGCGCUUCCCAGUGCAAGUGGAGUGUGAAGACCACGAGACAUUCUUGGCAGAUCACGUCAUCGUCACUGUCCCUUUAGGUUUCCUCAAAGAGCAACAGGAGACCCUUUUCCACCCUCCGCUUCCCCCUCGGAAGGUGGCAGCAAUUCAGCGCUUGGGCUUUGGGACCAACAACAAAGUCUUCCUGGAAUUCGAGCAGCCGUUCUGGGAGCCGGACUGCCAAGCUGUCGAGGUGGUGUGGGAGGAGGAGUCGCCUCUGGCCGAGACCCCCGCUGACUUGCCGGCGGCCUGGUUCCGAAAGAUCGGGGCCUUCGUCGUUCUCCACCCACCAGAGAGGUACGGGCAUGUCCUCUGUGCCUUCAUUGCUGGGGAAGAAGCCGAAUUCAUGGAAACCCUCACAGACGCAGAGGUCCUUGGAGACCUGACACAAAUGCUUCGCCGAGUGACAGGAGACCCACGCCUGGCCCCUCCGAAGAACAUCCUGAGGUCCAGGUGGCGCAGGGAACCCUACACCAGAGGCUCCUACAGCUACGUGGCCGUGGGCAGCUCCGGAGAUGACAUCGAUGCCCUCGCCCUGCCACUGCCCGAGGAAGCGUUGGAUCCCAAGGCGCUGCAGGUUCUUUUUGCGGGAGAAGCCACGCACCGGACUUUCUAUUCGACUACACAUGGCGCCUUAUUGUCCGGCUGGAGAGAAGCAGACCGUCUCAUCCGUCUCUAUGACGGCUCUGAAUCCCAGCGGUGUGCUCCUAAAUUGUGAGCCUGUGGCCGGCCGGCAGGAGAACCACUCCUCUUCCCACAAUCGUCAAGAGAGGUGGCACGGGAAGAGGUGGCACGGGAAGAGGUGGCACGGGAAGAGGUGGCACGGGAGCGGGCCCUGCUCUCUGCAGCCUUUUGACCCGUCUGCUGGGCAGAUGCUGUCUGUCUUCGGGAGCCCAUGGCCAGGUGUACCAAUGCCAAAGGGCUCCUGACGCUUUUUCUGUGCGCAACAGAUAAGCCUUCAGAAUAAAUAGUAACUCUCUGGCAAGGCAGUCCUUCUUUGCAGUUUAUCCUAUGGGGUGUGUUAUUUUCUGCACUGAAGGACUCAACACCGAUCAGUUAGAACUGGGAUAAUGUUUAGAUCCAAAUGCUCAUGUUCAAGG
Gekko japonicus is the source of this 1900-nucleotide messenger RNA. RefSeq names its product polyamine oxidase (exo-N4-amino) (gene PAOX). NCBI's taxonomy places the organism in Eukaryota, Metazoa, Chordata, Lepidosauria, Squamata, Gekkonidae. The transcript is spliced from 7 exons. Bases 1 to 1518 code for a protein of 505 amino acids. Gene Ontology annotation, molecular function: polyamine oxidase activity. The record is from RefSeq and is a predicted model, not a curated record.